AUGAAUCCUGGAGCAGGAGUACCACCGUUUGAUCCGGACGACACGACCAACGUUAGUUCGAGGUGGAAAAAGUGGAAGCGAGCAUUUGAAAUAUUUUUAGACGUGAAUAAUGUGGCGCUUGCCUCAAGAAAAAAGGCAUAUCUCCUGCAUUAUGCUGGUGAAGGUGUGCAGGACAUUUACGACAGUUUGGUGGGAAACGAAGAGCAGGAAGUACCGGUUGGAUCAGACGCGUACAAGGAGGCUGUUAAUGUGUUGGAUAAGCACUUUUUGCCCAUGAAGUGCUUGCCUCAGGAACGUCACAUAUUCCGGAAUUUGCAGCAAGAAUCUGAUGAAAAGAUUUCGAAAUCCGUACUGCGUUUAAGGGAGCAAGGUAGCGAAUGUGGAGAUUGGCUCGAUGAGAAUAUAAAAGAACAAAUUUUUGAAAAAGGAUCAUCGAAUGAACUUCGUGCAAAAAUAUUAACGAAACCAGGAAUGACGUUGGAGGAGAUCAUCAAAGAAGGGCGUUCUCUAGAGACGAUUGAGAAAGUUAGACGACAGUUGCAGCAAUCAGCAGAUAUUAACAAACUUACAACUUACAAAAACGAGUGUUUCCGUUGUGGACGAAUAGGACAUUUUGCCAACGAUGAUUGUUGUCCUGCAAAAGAUAAAAAGUGUGAGAAGUGUGGUCUGAUUGGGCAUUUCCGGCGAUGCUGUAAGACGAAGAAACGUGAGGCAGUAAAUGAUCGUAACAAGAGAAAACAUCGGCGUGUUCGUCAGGUUGGAGAAGAAGCUUCAGGUGGAAGUGAGAGCAUUUGUGAUUCGGAUGAUAGUGGCAGUGGAAUUGUAGACCCGCAAGAUGAUGUUAAAUAA
Messenger RNA from Toxorhynchites rutilus septentrionalis, 849 nucleotides. RefSeq lists its product as uncharacterized. Bases 1 to 849 code for a protein of 282 amino acids. The record is from RefSeq and is a predicted model, not a curated record. Gene Ontology annotation, molecular function: nucleic acid binding; zinc ion binding. NCBI's taxonomy places the organism in Eukaryota, Metazoa, Arthropoda, Insecta, Diptera, Culicidae. The transcript has a single exon.